Notechis scutatus (mainland tiger snake) is the source of this 5486-nucleotide messenger RNA. It is a transcript of the gene GNA11, whose product is annotated as G protein subunit alpha 11. The record is from RefSeq and is a predicted model, not a curated record. Gene Ontology annotation, biological process: adenylate cyclase-modulating G protein-coupled receptor signaling pathway; phospholipase C-activating dopamine receptor signaling pathway. NCBI's taxonomy places the organism in Eukaryota, Metazoa, Chordata, Lepidosauria, Squamata, Elapidae. Gene Ontology annotation, molecular function: guanyl nucleotide binding; G-protein beta/gamma-subunit complex binding; GTPase activity. Gene Ontology annotation, cellular component: heterotrimeric G-protein complex; cytoplasm.
GUUACGCACCCGCCCGCGCGCGCGCCCGCCUUCCUAUUGGGCGCGGCCGCCGUCCGUCCCGCUGGUGCUCGCAGGAAGGUUCGGUUGACCGCGUGUUGUGAGGCGAGCUGGGAAGUUGGGUUGGCGUCGCGGGGCUGGGUCGCCGUCGCUGAGGGGGCGGCGGAGCAACAGCAGCAGCCGGAGCCGCCACCGUCGCGGCCGGGCGGCCGGAACCGCGAAGCCGCCGCCGCCUCCGCCUGAGCAGGCCGAGCCUCCGUUCCCUUCCUCAUCCGUCGCCUUCUCUUCUUCCUCCUCCUCGUCCGCCGCCGCCUCUUGUGGCGGCGGCUGCGGCGGCGGCUCCGCCCGUGCCGGUGGCAACAGCAGCGGCGGCGGCGGCGGCACAGCAGCCAUGACGCUGGAGUCCAUGAUGGCCUGUUGCCUCAGCGACGAGGUGAAAGAGUCGAAGCGCAUCAACGCCGAGAUCGAGAAGCAGCUGCGGAGGGACAAGCGCGACGCCCGCCGGGAGCUCAAGCUGCUCCUGCUCGGCACGGGAGAAAGUGGGAAAAGCACCUUCAUUAAACAGAUGCGGAUAAUCCAUGGCUCGGGCUACUCUGAAGAGGAUAAAAAGGGUUUCACCAAACUGGUGUACCAGAAUAUCUUCACUGCCAUGCAGUCAAUGAUCAGGGCUAUGGAGACCUUAAAGAUCCUAUACAAAUAUGAGCAAAAUAAGGCCAAUGCACUACUGAUCCGAGAAGUGGAUGUAGAAAAGGUUUCGUCCUUUGAACAACCCUAUGUAAGUGCAAUUAAGACAUUGUGGAAUGACCCAGGAAUCCAAGAAUGCUAUGACCGGCGGCGAGAAUACCAGCUCUCUGACUCCGCUAAAUACUACCUUACUGAUGUGGAUCGUAUUGCCACCCAAGGGUACCUCCCAACCCAACAAGACGUCCUGCGGGUCAGAGUCCCAACAACUGGGAUCAUAGAAUACCCCUUUGAUCUCGAGAACAUUAUAUUCAGAAUGGUGGAUGUUGGUGGGCAAAGGUCAGAAAGGAGGAAGUGGAUACACUGCUUUGAAAAUGUAACUUCCAUCAUGUUCUUAGUAGCUCUUAGUGAAUACGACCAAGUCCUGGUGGAAUCUGAUAACGAGAACCGCAUGGAGGAGAGCAAAGCCCUUUUCCGGACCAUCAUCACCUAUCCCUGGUUCCAGAAUUCCUCUGUCAUCCUCUUUCUCAAUAAGAAAGAUCUCUUGGAAGACAAGAUCAUGUACUCUCACCUUGUGGACUAUUUCCCAGAGUUCGAUGGCCCGCAGAGAGACGCUCAAGCAGCCCGGGAAUUUAUCCUCAAAAUGUUUGUGGAUCUCAACCCCGACAGCGAUAAAAUUAUCUACUCUCACUUCACCUGUGCCACAGAUACGGAAAAUAUCCGGUUUGUCUUUGCUGCCGUCAAGGACACCAUCCUGCAACUCAACUUGAAGGAAUAUAACCUAGUCUGACCUUGAAUGAAUCUGUCCUCUUCUCCCGCCCUCCCGAUCCGCCCCUCCCUUAAUCUCUUUGGGAGACCUUUUGUCGUGAAGAAAAGUAAGGCAAACGAAUCCCAUGAAUUUAAACCCAACAGGAAAACGACCUUGAUUUUUAAUGAUGUAAUGAUUGCAAAUUGUCUGAUCUGUGGAGUGGCAAAAAGUUUUUUUUUGUUUUUGUUUUCCUUUUUUUUUUUUUUUAAAGCACACCGUUACCUUCGGUCUCAUGUCCGCCCCACGGAUUUUUUUUAAAGAAAGAAAUUGCUUUUAUUUCACAGUUUAAAAACAGUGGGGGACAUGCUUCACUUUUUUUCUCUCUCUCUGGCACCUUGUUAAUUUCCUGCUUUGUUGCCAGCAGUCAAGGCGGUUUCCUCUCAGACUUUGUACGUUGCAUUAGUAAAUUCCUUUUUUUUUUUUUUCCUGUCUGAUCUGGCGAUAAACGUAUCCCAGACCAUCAAGCCAAAAUAAUGAGCUUUAUUCGGCUGUGGGAGUAUAAAAUGUAGCUAGGACCUUCAGCUUCUGUGCCAUAUAAUGCCUCUGGGGUGAGUCCUCCCCCCCCCCUCCCUCCCUGUACAUCUUGACUGUAAGGAUUAUGUGCCGAAAGGGUUUACCCUAGAUGACAUCGUCAGAGGAAAACCCAGUUUGCGACAAGUGCAAAACAAGCCGUCUUUUUGGUUCCCGCGUUCUUUCGUUGCUUUUUUAUUCUCUUGAUUUAGUUUCCUUCCCUCCGAAAGUUCUAUUGAGACUGUGAUAUUUUUUUUUUUAAAUUAUUGUUCUACGCGUAGUUUGCUACAUGUGCUAUAACUUUCGUUUGUUGACUACCAACCAAGCAAUAGCUAUCAAGCCUGAGGGAAGUGCCUGAUUGCAUUUUUUUUUUUGUUUUGUUAUCCUUUUUUUUUCUUUUCCUGUUUUCCAAUUUAGUGUUUGAAAAAAAAAAGAAAAGAAGAAGAAAGUUAAAAUUUGCUUCUCACCCAACGUGAGAAAAUCCCUUUGGUGGGAAUCCGAAAUCUGCGCCAGAUUUUGGGCCGGAAGGAAGAUUUGAGGUUUUGACUCAUUCUCUUGGAUCGUUUGUGUGUGUGUGUGUGUAUAUGUAUGUGUGUGUGUGUUUUGCAAAUUAACCCUUUGGGAUUGGGAAAAAUCUUGACCCAGUGUUUGGUCGGGGUGGGGUUAAGAUGGUGUCUGCAUUCUGAGUCAAACUGAAGCAACCUUUUUUUUUGCCUUGUUGGUCCUAAAAAGUAUUGGAAAGGUCUGUCCGCUCUUGGCGUGAUUGCAGCCAGAUCAAGGGAGGCCUUUGAAUGACAGUGCCAAGGCUGGUGUGAUUGGCAGCUGCUGCCAUCCAUCCUCCCAUCUUCUUGACCCCGUUCUCUCUCUCUCUCUCUUUCUCUCUCUCUUGGAAGCCUGCUCGCUCUGGGGGUGCCCAGGAACGUGCAUGGAAAGGAGAGCCCAGCCAAAGGGACCUGUGGAAUAGAGGUGGUUUUAUAGGUGUAGCUUUGAAGUGGACCAGGUGAGAGGGGUCCCUUUUUGAGAGGCUGAGUGCCAAAUGUGUGCCCUGCUCCGAGCCAGUGCCAAACCCCAAACUUUUGCCAGUCUUUUCGGAAGGCAGAUGGCCACAGGACCCAACUAGGGAAUCUAGAGAAAUUAGUCGGUCUCCCUCUCUUCUUCCGGAGAUCCCGGGUAGCGGCAACACAAUAUAAGCAUCUCGCAACUGCCAACCGUCACAUUUACAGAUGCCGCGAGAAACAGCCUUUUUUCACCAAUGGGACAAACGGGCCGAUCCCUGGGAAAGGAUGGGAGCGUCCGAUGUGCUUUCCCCCUCCCCUUUUUAAAAAUUUUUUUGUCACGUUGCAACGGGCGACACUAGUGGACUUCCGCGCAUGAGAUGUUAAUGAAGGGUUUGAGGGGGCGUGUUUUGCUUCGACACAACAACACUAAUUUCGCAUGGACAUUUGCAGCAUUCCAGCGGGGGGGGUGGGAGCGGGUGCUGCCUUUGGCUCUCUGGGAUCGCCCCCUUUUUUUGUGGAACACUACAGAAAGAAGCCGGGGCAGGGAGAGCUGCAUUUUGGGGGGGGUGGGUGGGGUGAGGGGAGCCCCUCCCGCUUACCCUUGCAUUGUAUCAACAACACACAGUGAAUGAGAAGUUGCUAAAAUUGGGAGAAAGUAACCGUCAGUUACUACAGAGUAACUACACAAAAGGGCUUGUUGGGUUGAUGGGGGGGCGGUGUGGGGGGGGAAGAAAUGGAGCUAUUUUCCAAUGUCACCAACAUUCCUGACUUUUUCUUAAUUGUGUUGAUCUAAAUGUCUUGUGGGGGGGGGGAACACUGUGUUUUAGGGGUUUGGGGCGGGGGGGGAAACGAACGGAUCCCCCCGAUAGGCAGAGGAAUGUCGAAUGUUGUCUUCUCGCCCAAAGACCCCACCAGACUUGACUUUCCAUAAGGGGAAACUCUGUCCUUGCAAAGGUGCCAUGACUUUAAACUCUCGGAAGCCCCUCCCUGGAAGUGUUUUCUUUCUUGGAUGGCGUGAUGAGACCCUGCCUCUGCGGCGGGCUUUCACUGCAGCCCUUGGACCUGGGAGACUCGGAUUGGGAGCGCCUGGCCCAUCACUCUCGGCAUCGCCUUUCCAGGAAACGGGCCUCCAUCCCGGACCGCCGUGCCUGCCCAAGCGGGCUCUUCAUCCGUAAGCCGCUGGGGAGCUGCGUGGAGAUUGUGCGGUGUGUGUGUGUGUGGGGGGGGGGGCUGCUCUUCUUUUCUCGCAAAGCCGCACUACGUGGACCAGCCGUCGUCGGGAUGGAAGUUCCCACCCCCCCAGGGUGGGUUUCUGCUCCGGAGCGUGCCAACCUUCCUCUCCCAUCGCAGCAACGUUCCUCCCUUCCUCUUCCGUUGGCUGGGCUGAUGGGAACCGGUCGAGGUUCCAGAUGGCCCCCCCCCCGAAAGAAAAGACCGGCGGGGGCCCUUGGAAUCGGGCCCGUGUGUGGCGAAGGCAGCCAAAGUUAAGACAGGAGCAGUCUGACCAUGUUCUUGUUCACGGUGCACUUUAUAUGAAGAAAACAAAGGAAAAAAAAGAAGAAAAAAAGUAAGAAUCCUACUGAAGAAAGCACUAGCCUGCUCACACACUUCGUCAGACUGCAGGCGGAAAGAGGAUUGCCAAAAGACACCAUUCCAUUUCCUUUCGGGGGGGGGGGGGGGGUGCGGCGUUUGGCCCCCCCCCCCCGGGCCCGCCCCCCCCCCCCCCCUUCCAACAGUCUCCCCUUUGGGAUUGAAUUCUCCACCUGCUUUUUGCCUUUUAUCGUGUGCCCCUCCCUCCAGACACAUUUUAUAGCUACUUUUGGGGGGCGGGAAGUGUAGGAUUCUGCUUGACCGGAAAGGAAGGGCCGAGUUCACCAUCCGACGUUUCAAGUCUGUAAUUCAGUACUCUCUGUGUGCGUGUGCGUACGUUGUAUACUUUUUCUUUUCUUUUUAAUUUUCAAGAAGAAGAAGAAGGAAAAAAGAGAAGCAUUAAUUACAUGGUUCUGUGCCAAUGCCCGUUCUUUUCUUUUAGUACCAGAGACACUUUUACAAGUACCAGUGUGGUGAAAAAAUUAUUUGGUUAUACUAGUAUAUUAUAAACAGAGAACCUGAUUUAAAAAAGAAUAACAUUUAAACGUCCUAUUUAAAAAGAAUAUAAAAAUGCUGUUUUUAAAAAACCUUUUUUGUCAUUUUGAACUUGCAUGUGGUGUUAACACGUGGGGGCAGGGUGGGCAAAGGAGGGAAUUUGGAAUUGCGUGGCCCGGGGUUGGUAUUCCCCCCCCCUCCCUUGUGUUCCUGUCUCGCACUCCCGACGGCGAGGAGGAGGAGGAGGAGGAGGAGGCAGAGGCUGGGUUUCUCGGAACACUUGAAUUCGUUCAUCUGCUGGGUGCUGACCCUCCUUAUUUUAGAAGUACCUGAUGGAAAAUUGAUUUUCAUAGCUUUCUCCUGAAUAAAUUGUUUGAAAUUGGAAUAAAAUUCAUUCCUUACAAAAA